AUGACUUCUGUAUCUGAUGGAACUGGAUAUCCUUCCAAGACCCAGUUCACAGAGCUGGAGUUAGGUGCAUCCGAGGUCAAAGAUGAAGGCUCCCUGCCCAGCCAGGAUCCAUUUGGUGACGAGACCAAUGUUGGGAUGAAAUACAGAACGAUGACUUGGUGGUCAGUGAAGUUUGGAUUUCCUGGCCAGGGUCCGAUAUUAACCCUGCAUCUAGGCAAGCCGGCAUGA
Molecule: messenger RNA, 228 nt
Organism: Penicillium malachiteum
Lineage: Eukaryota; Fungi; Ascomycota; Eurotiomycetes; Eurotiales; Aspergillaceae
Exons: 1
Coding region: 1-228 (75 amino acids)
Source: RefSeq, a predicted model, not a curated record